UAAAAUAAGUACUCUUUACGACGCCGAAUAGGGAGUUUCGAAGUAUCUCUUAUCGGCUAAACUGCUAUUGGCGUUUGAUAGCCGUUUAAACCAUCUCCUUAAACCCCGCCUGAUAAAAAUAUCCGACAUGUUCCUUCGUUACACCUCCCAAUAUGGCAGUCUCUGCUAAAACCCCAACUACAUCCCUCCCUUCCUUAGACCCUCCAAACCCUCCAUUCUCCAAACUCCAUUCUUCUAAAUCUCUAAACUUCUCCCAUAUCUUCCAAAAAUCCCACCUUUUUUCUCUUAAGAAAACACACCAAAAUCCCCUCCUCAGCUCCUCCUCCACCUCAACUCCUACCACUGACCCCAAUUCCCACCUUAUCCAAUUAUGCUCCCAGAACCUUCUAGAACAAGCCAUAAUAUUCUUAAAAUCAGUAAAAGAACUUCAUGGGACUAUCGAAGAAGAAACAUUUGUUUCUUUAGCUAGGCUUUGUGAAUUCAAAAGGGCAUCUAAUGAAGCAUGUGAAGUGUUUUCAUGCAUACUUAGCUGUAUGUCCCAGUUGAGCUUGAGGCUGGGAAAUGCAUUGCUAAGUAUGUUUGUUAGGCUGGGGAAUUUGGGUGAUGCUUGGUAUGUGUUUGGGAAAAUGGAGGAAAGAGAUGUUUUCUCUUGGAAUGUUUUGAUUGGGGGGUAUGCGAAAAACGGGUACUUUGAUGAGGCGUUGGAUUUGUAUCAAAGGAUGUUGUGGGUUGGAUUUAGACCUGAUGUGUAUACUUUUCCUUGUGUUUUGAGGACUUGUGGAGGCUUGCCUGAUCGGAAAAUGGGUAGGGAGAUACAUGCUCAUGUUUUUAGAUUUGGGUAUGAGUCGGAAAUUGAUGUGGUUAAUGCUUUGAUUACCAUGUAUGUGAAAUGUGGUGACGUGUUUAAUGCAAGGAUGGUGUUUGAUGGAAUGCCUAGGAGAGAUAGAAUUUCCUGGAAUGCUAUGAUUUCGGGUUACUUUGAGAAUGAUGAAUUUUUGGAAGGGUUGAAGUUGUUUUCGUCGAUGAGGGAAUUUGGAUUUUUUCCGGAUUUGAUGACCAUGACAAGUGUGGUUUCAGCUUGUGAGGCUCUUGGGGAUGAAAGUUUAGGGAAGGCGCUUCAUGGGUACGUGUCAAGAAUGGAUUUUUAUAGUGAUGUUUCAGUACACAACUCUCUCAUUCAACUUUAUUCAGCUAUUGGGAAUUGGGAGGAAGCGGAGAAGAUCUUUGAUAGGAUACAAUGUAAGGAUGUAGUUUCAUGGACUGCAAUGAUCUCGGGUUAUGAGAGUAAUGGGUUUCCUGAGAAGGCUGUGGAGACAUACAAAAUGAUGGAGCUAGAAGGUGUCAUGCCGGAUGAGAUUACUAUUGCUUCUGUUCUAUCUGCAUGUACUUCAUUGGGCCUUCUAGAAAUGGGUGUUAAGCUUCAUCAACUAGCCGAAAGGAGAGGACUUACAGCAUACGUGAUUGUUUCAAACACUCUGAUCGACUUUUAUUCGAAGUGCAACUGUAUUGACAAGGCAUUGGAAAUUUUUCACAGGAUACCGGAUAAAAACGUCAUAUCUUGGACUUCUAUCAUUCUUGGUCUACGGAUUAAUAAUCGCAGUUUGGAAGCUUUGAUUUUGUUUGGUCAGAUGAAACGCUAUCAGGAUCCCAAUUCUGUUACCUUAGUGUCUGUCCUCUCUGCAUGUUCUAGAAUCGGUGCACUGAUGUGUGGUAAGGAAAUACAUGCAUAUGUAUUGAGGAACGGAAUGGCAUUUCAUGGUUUUUUACCCAAUGCACUCCUUGACUUCUAUGUGAGGUGUGGAAGGAUUGGCCCCGCACUGAAUCUGUUUAAUAUGCAGAAAAACGAUGUUACGGCUUGGAAUAUUUUGCUGACUGGCUAUGCUCAGCGAGGGCAAGGUGCACUGGCGGUUGAGCUUUUCGAUGGAAUGUUAACUUCAAAAGUAAAGCCUGACGAGAUUACUUUCAUUUCUCUGUUACGUGCUUGUAGUAGGUCUGGGUUGGUGAAUGAAGGCCUUGACUAUUUAAAUAGCAUGGAGAGUAAAUAUUGCAUUGCUCCGAAUCUGAAGCAUUAUGCUUGUGUGGUUGAUCUGCUAGGCCGUGCAGGUCUAGUGGAGGAUGCUUAUGAUUUUAUUCUAACAUUGCCUAUGAAACCUGAUUCUGCUAUCUGGGGGGCUUUAUUGAAUGCGUGUAGGAUCCACAGGCAGGUUGAACUUGGAGAACUAGCUGCUAGACAUAUUCUUGAAAUAGAUGAGAGAGGUGUUGGGUAUUAUGUUCUCCUAUGUAACUUCUAUUCCGACAGUGGCAGAUGGGAUGAAGUUGCUACGUUAAGGAAGAUUAUGAUAGAAAGAGGACUAACUGUUGAUCCUGGUUGCAGCUGGAUAGAAGUAAAGGGAAAUGUACAUGCAUUCCUUAGUGGUGAUAAUUUCCACCCCCAAAUUAAGGAAAUCAAUGCAGUUUUGGAAGGAUUUUAUGAAAAAAUGAAAACAGCACGUCGUAGUGAAUCAGAAAGAUAUAUAGUAAGUGAGGUUGAAGAUUCAAAAGCCGAGAUCUUUUGUGGACACAGCGAGAGACUGGCUAUUGCAUUUGGGCUUAUAAAUACUGCUCCAGGGACACCAAUUUGGGUCACAAAGAAUCUCUAUAUGUGCAAGAGCUGUCAUGACACAAUCAAGUUUAUCUCUGAGGUUGUCCGGAGGGAGAUUUCAGUUAGAGAUACUGAGCAUUUCCACCAUUUUAAGGAUGGAAGAUGCACAUGUGGGGAUGAAAAUUAUUUGGGAGAAACUUGAAAUUCAUAACAGGAGAGAAUCAAUUCACAGUUAGCAAAAUAGAAUCUUUUGCUUGUGAACGGGCAGCGCCAGGUUACAUAGAAUUGAAGCUGAAUUAGCUCCUGGCUAGAGACUGCAAAAUCACAUCCACAGUCUGGCACUGCACGUCUGUUGCUUCCGCAGAUAACAUCAACUGCCCUUCUGCAGGAAUGUUUAUUUCCCUGUGGUAAUGAUCUUGAAAGCUAGAACAUUGUGAAAUGUUUGCAAUCUCAAAAGACAAUUUGGUGAUACUCAA
Molecule: messenger RNA, 3057 nt
Organism: Nicotiana attenuata
Lineage: Eukaryota; Viridiplantae; Streptophyta; Magnoliopsida; Solanales; Solanaceae
Product: pentatricopeptide repeat-containing protein At1g15510, chloroplastic
Exons: 1
Coding region: 153-2783 (876 amino acids)
Biological process (GO): RNA modification
Cellular component (GO): intracellular membrane-bounded organelle
Molecular function (GO): RNA binding; protein binding; zinc ion binding
Source: RefSeq, a predicted model, not a curated record